Messenger RNA from Porites lobata, 390 nucleotides. The record is from the annotation of a GenBank genome assembly. NCBI's taxonomy places the organism in Eukaryota, Metazoa, Cnidaria, Anthozoa, Scleractinia, Poritidae.
CAGUCAGAUUGCAAUGGGUGUUGCCACAAUGAAACCGGUUACCAAGAGAUUGACGAGCCUCGACGUAGUAUCAAUAGCGUUUGGGAAUACGGUCAACAGGCACUUUGCGACAGAAGUCUUUCUUGGGGGUGGUAUCGCUUCACGAGCUACGUGGGUGGCGAAAUGCCAACUUCCAAAGUAGACCGAAAUCGCUGUGGUACGUUAGCUCCAGUUUGGUUGAACGGAGAUCAUCCUGUAAACGGAACUGUUACUCGGAAAGCCUGUGUAAACUUUCACGACGUAAACAAUGGUUGCGCUGAAUCGUUCGACAUAAAAAUAACGAAUUGCGGAUCAUAUUUCGUCUACUAUUUGAGACCAACUUACUCUUGUGCUGUCGCCUACUGCGCUGGU